Messenger RNA from Ogataea philodendri, 1821 nucleotides. RefSeq lists its product as uncharacterized. Gene Ontology annotation, molecular function: RNA binding. Gene Ontology annotation, biological process: endonucleolytic cleavage in 5'-ETS of tricistronic rRNA transcript (SSU-rRNA, 5.8S rRNA, LSU-rRNA); endonucleolytic cleavage in ITS1 to separate SSU-rRNA from 5.8S rRNA and LSU-rRNA from tricistronic rRNA transcript (SSU-rRNA, 5.8S rRNA, LSU-rRNA); endonucleolytic cleavage to generate mature 5'-end of SSU-rRNA from (SSU-rRNA, 5.8S rRNA, LSU-rRNA). The transcript has a single exon. The record is from RefSeq and is a predicted model, not a curated record. The coding region runs from base 1 to 1821 and encodes 606 amino acids. Gene Ontology annotation, cellular component: 90S preribosome; preribosome, small subunit precursor; nucleolus. NCBI's taxonomy places the organism in Eukaryota, Fungi, Ascomycota, Pichiomycetes, Pichiales, Pichiaceae.
AUGGGUAAACCAAGAGGAAGACGUGAGAAGCGCCACGAGGAGCGGCACGAGCCCGUUGUGGAGCCGGAGCCGCAGGAGGUGACGCCAUUCUUUGGGCUGCUCGACUCGACCGAGCUCGAGUACUUCAAACAGGCCGAGUCCACGCUGAACGUGAACGCUUUCAGUAGCAGCGAGGAAAGAGAAGCGUUUGUGGCGAGUGUUUUCGAGGAAGCCAAGGGCAAGGAACUGAAACUGGUGACGAACCAGAUUUGCUCGAAGCUGGUAGAACGGCUGAUUCUGGUGGCCACGGAAAAACAGAUGAAACAGCUGUCCAGCGCAUUCAACGGCCAUUUUGUCGCUCUGUGCAACCAAAAGUACUCCUCGCACGUGGUGGAGACGUAUUUGGUGCGCAUGGCCAUGUACGUGGAGAAACAGAUGACGGGGGCGCCGGAGGAGCUGGACGAGGACGAGGAGUACGUUUCCAUGGAGAACAUGUUUCUGUUUUUCCUUGGCGAGAUCAAACCGCAGCUCGACAGACUUGUGGUGCACCGGUACGCGUCGCACGUGAUCCGCAUCACGCUGCUGAUCCUGGGAGCCAAGAAGCUGCCGUCGUCGGUGGAGUCGAAUUCUGUGCUGCGGUCGAAAAAGUCCAAGAUUGCGCGUAAAAUGAUAGAGAUCAAGGACAACGAAGACUACGAGCGGUCGUUCAUGACUCCGUCGUCGUUCAAAGAGCAAUUGGCAGACGUUCUGGCGCUUGUGAACCAGCACCACGACACCAAGUCGCUCCGCGAGCUCGCCAUCGACAAGAUCGGGUCGCCUGUGAUACAGCUGCUGGUGCAGUUGGAAGGUAUUGUUGAUAAGGAGCGCACACUAUGGUGCAAAAUUUUUGCCGAGCCGGAUAAACCAGCCGAGCCCCAAGAGGAAGCGUUUGUGGAGUAUCUGCUUUCUGACGCGGUGGGGUCGCAUUUUUUGGAAACGGUGAUAACUACACAGCGUCUGAAAAACGUGGAGCGUAUUUUCCAGCUCUACAUGAAGGACCGGGUGUUGAAGCUGGCAAAGAGAGAAACAACAGGAGCUUACAUUAUCCGGGGAUUGCUGAAGAAACUCAAGGCCGUGGACCAGAAGCGACUGCUGGACGAGCUUGUUCCAAACUUAAACGAGCUGAUUGUGAACGGGUUCGAUUUCGGAGAGAGUGUGAUGACGUGCUCGCAAGAACGUGGAGACUACUUGAAGCCUGAGAUUGUGGCCAAGUUCACAGGGUUUUUCCGCCUUGAGAACAAUGGGGAUAUUCUGGAGAGCGUGUUGAGAUUAUCGAAUUCCACUCUAGGAAACACACGGGGGGAUUGGCCUACGGCAGAUGAAAGACGCCGUUCAUUGUUCUUGGAGAAAUUGGUUGCGUAUGAUAAGGCAUUUCUAAAAGAUUGCGUGGAAGGAUUAAUUGGGUUGGAGUCCGACAGAUUGCAGGAGAUGUGCAAGCACGGUGUAUUUUCACAUGUUGUGGAGACGUGCCUGAACAGACAAGUCGAGAUUAUCAGCCGCAAAAAAUUAUUGAACCAGUUGAUCCCUGGUGUGGGGGUGCUUGCAUGCCAUGCAACAGGGUCCCAUGUUGUCGAUCGUCUUUGGGAUUUCACCUUUGGCCUGAAUAUGUACAAGGACCGUAUUGCCAAGCUGCUCUCUGAAAAUAGAGACGUGCUUAAAAAUAGUGGAUACGGUCGCCAAGUGUGGAAAAACUGGCACAUGGAACUCUACAGCAGGCGGUAUGCGGAUUGGAAGCGGGUCAUCAAAGACGAACAAGAUAGAGAAAAAGAGCUUGACCAGGACAAAGAACAUAAAAAGCACUAG